UACAAAUAUUAUCUAUAUGUAUUGAAACUAUAUUUAUAUGCUACAAAAUUAUCCAUACUUUUUCUUAUGAAAGUAUAUUUACUAUAGUAGUCUUAAAAAUUAAAUUUAAAUUUACAUUUACAUUUAAUAUACUGGCACACCUUUAACCUCCCUUAUCAACUCCACAGAAUUGAGAUGCAGGGUAAGUACAUGCCAAAAAUAUUUUAUUUAGAAAAAGGAUUUAAAAGAGAUCAGAACAUGUAUACACAUACUGACGUACAUAUAUAUUCCUCUCAAAUCUCUCUGUCUCAGACUGUUUAUCUUAGAGACGACAAGUAGAUUCCUUUUUAUUUACUUUACCAACAUCCAAUAAUUGUCAUAUUAUUUCUCGAGAAAUAAGAUUCUUGUUUACUUCCCGACAAUAUACAAUCUCGAUUUCAUCUCUGCUUUUAUCUGUACGUCACUGAGCUUGUUCUUUUCUGCUUCAAAAGGUAAGAAAUAUAUUUUUCCUAUUCUUGUAUAUAGUCAAGCUUUUGAAUUAUUUUUGCUUUGCUUUCUGGAUUUGUAGAUAUGAAUCUUUUGGCUUCUGAGUUCUGAUCUUAGUUUAAAGACGUUAGAGCAUCCGCAACGGUGGACUCCUUCUUGGAGUCCUUAUCAUUAUUAUAUUAAUUUUUUUUUUAUUUUUUUUUUGUUUGAAUAGUUAAGGACUCUAGUCAAAAUAAUGUGUCCAAUGGUGAUCUUCAAUUAGGAGUUCUUAGAAAUAAAAAAAAAAAAUUUUGUUUUAAAUUGAAAUUGAAAUUUUAUUAAUUGCAUGAUUAAAAAUAAAUAUACCAGAAAAGAAAAGUUUAAAAAUGUAUAAGUUUAAAAACUAUAAGUUUUUCAAUUUCAAUGUUUUUAAAAAAAUUAUAAAUUAUAAGCUAAAUAAUUUCUAUUAGUUUUUCUUAUCUUAUGUAUAAGUUUAUCUUCUUAAAACUAUAGGUUUCAUUUAAUAUAAGUGUGAUAGAGUUUAAAAAUGUCUAUGUUUGAUACAAGUUUAAAAAUGUUUACAAGUCAAAUGUUUACAAGUCAUAACUGCCACGUAGACAAGGAUUUGAUCCUUAAAUUCCUUAUGUAAGGAUCAAUCCUUGUACUAUGUUACUCAAAUAAUAGUUUUUUAAUCUGAUAAACAUUGGAUGUGGAGCUAAGGAUCCUUAAUGGACUCCCAUUGCAGAUGGUCUAGUGUUAUGAAUUUUAUGGAAUCGGUUUCUACUUUUGAUGAGAUUAUGUCCCUGUCUCUGGUCUACUUAUAGAACAAGUCUGACUUCUUCUCUUUUUAUCUAUACAUAGAUCUCUUUUUACAUAACAUUGAUUGGUAUCUUGUCCAAAACUCAGGGUUCUGAGAUUGACUGAUAAAUAUAACUUAAAAAUUAUUUUUAUCUUCGCUUUGGUUGCUACUGGAAAAGUUGGAAUCUCAUGUGAGAUCAAGAGCUUGUAGACAAGGUCAAUGGACGAAGUAGAAGACUUAAGCACUGUUGUUAAAUAUGGAUGGGAAAGUGUUAAAAAAUUUCCAGAAGAGCUUUGUUCAGGUUCAAGAUAUUCUCGAUCAAAACCGGCUUCUGAUCAACGAGAUCAACCAGAACCAUGAGUCAAAACAAGCAGAUCACUUAGGUCGAAAUAUUGGUUUGAUAAGAGAGCUCAAUAAUAAUAUCAGAACUGUGGCAAGUCUUUAUGGUGGUCUCUCUCAUUCUUUCGCUAGAUCGGUUGAUGCUUCACCAGAAGGAGAAUCCACUGGGACCUUGAGAUCUGAUGGGAAGGCUAAUAACCAGAAGAGAUUUAGAUGCGAGUAAUGUACCAAAGAAUGAUUACUCUUUGUGUUAUGUAGAUUCAGUGCCAAUGUGAGUGUGGAGCUAAGAAAUGAUUUAUUAUAUUUGUUUUACGGAUAUCUCUGGAUUUUUUCGGUUCGGAUAGAAACGGAUAACGAGUCGAAUCAAAAUUUACAGAUAUUUUAUCCAGCCCUAUUUUCACUA
This is a messenger RNA of Brassica rapa (field mustard), 1985 nucleotides long. RefSeq names its product protein ELF4-LIKE 2. Gene Ontology annotation, biological process: entrainment of circadian clock; positive regulation of circadian rhythm. The record is from RefSeq and is a predicted model, not a curated record. Lineage: Eukaryota; Viridiplantae; Streptophyta; Magnoliopsida; Brassicales; Brassicaceae.